Messenger RNA from Rotaria sordida, 1020 nucleotides. The record is from the annotation of a GenBank genome assembly. NCBI's taxonomy places the organism in Eukaryota, Metazoa, Rotifera, Eurotatoria, Philodinida, Philodinidae.
AUGGGUGGAGGUCGAUCUAAGACAAAAAAUAAGACACCCAUUCCACCUUAUGGAGCAGGUGGCAGUCGAUCUCUUGCACCAAUGAAUACCGGUAUGGGAGGUGCAUCUCCUAUGAGUCAACAACAACAACUUAUGCAAGCUAAUCAAACCAUUGCAAGCUUAAAUAAUCAACUUCAAGCUCUUCGUGGUGGAGCACCAAUGCCUUAUGGUGGUUAUGGAUAUUCAGGUGGAGCUCCAAUGCCCUAUGGUGGUUAUGGAUAUCCAGGUGGAACUCCAAUGCCGUAUGGUACUCCUCCAUAUAGACCUCCAAGUCCUCCUCCUCAAAAUUUUGGUGGAUACUCUCCGUAUGGAAUGCAACGGCAAAUGGCAGGCGGUACAGGCUAUCGAGAUACUGAUUUUGCAGCUAUUGCUAAUAUUGCUGGACUAAGUCCAACUGAUGUAGCACUUCUUCAUCGAGAAUAUAUGAAUUUAACACGUGGUGGUACAGUUAAAAUGGAUCGUCAUAUUAUUCGUCAAUUAUUACGAGAUGUUCUUAUUGAAUCUAAUAAUGAACAUAUUGAUCGUGCUAUUGAAAAUGUAUUUCGUUCAAUUGAUCAAAAUCAUGAUGGUUUUAUCGAUUUUCCAGAAUUUGUUGGUGCAUUUAAAGAUGUAUUAAAAGGAGAUCCUAUAAAUCAAGAUCGUUUUAUUGAUAAUGAAGUUUCUGAUAUAUUCACUGACCAAUUACGCGCAAGUGGUGUUGGUUCUGGUAUUGGUUCUCGACCAGUAGCUUUGGUUCAACAACCACAAGUAGCAAUACAACGUGCUCCAAGUUGUAGAUUAAGUAUUGCACCAUUAGCAUCUACAGGUGUUCAGCAAUCAUCAAUGAUUUGCAGUCGUAUACCAAUUUGUCCAAUAUCAGAUGCAACUGCACCUUUAAUUACAUUUGGUUCAAAUAAAUCAUCAUGUGUAAUUGCGACUCCUGGUCAAUAUUUGAUAACACAACCUACAGCUUUACAAUGCAUGCCUUUACCAAUCAUGUGA